AUCGUACCUGAAGUGGAGGAGGACCUAUGGCAUGCGUACAACCUCAUUGCUCCGCAUGACCAUGUGCAGAGCACCACGUUCAGGAAGGUGCAGAAGGAGACGGGAGGGGGCGGCAGUGAGUCGGAGAGGAUCAAGCUGAGGCUGGAAGUGACAGUGGAGGAAGUCGAUUUCGACGCAUCGGCACACGUCAUUCGAGUUCGCGGCAAAAACAUUACUGAGAAUGAGCAUGUGAAGCUAGGGUCAUACCACACACUGGAGCUGGAUCUGCAGCGGGCCUUCACACUCACCAAGGACGUGCGGGACUCAGUGGCUAUAGACCGACUCAAGGAGGCAUGGGGUGAGUGCAAGGACGUGUGGGACUCAGUGGCUCUAGACCGACUCAAGGAGGCAUGUGGUGAGUGCAAGGACGUGUGGGACUCAGUGGCUCUAGACCGACUCAAGGAGGCAUGUGCUCCUGUUUUGUGUGAACCUGUUGUUGUCCUUGGGUCCUAUCUUGUCCCCCUCCCUCGUCGUCCUCCUCUUCGCCUCCCCUACCUUCACCCUCCGUCUCGUCCCUUCCUUGUAUCCCCACAUCCCUUCCACAUCCCACUCUUUGGAUUCAGCAACGCGGAUGUGAAGACGAGGCGGCGCUAUGUGGAUUUGGUGGAGUCAGUGAGAGCGAAUGGCAGCCAAGUGUAUGUCUUCUUCCCACCCUCUCUUCCGCCUCUCCCCUCCCCCCCAAUCACCACCCCACACCUUGUUCCACAGCAAUGCGGAUGUGAAGAUGAGGCGGCGCUAUGUGGAUCUAGUGGAGUCGAGCUGGUGAAUCUUGCUGGGAUCGCUGCAAUUCUGCGCUUCCCACUGCCAGAAUUGGACGACAUGGAGCCCUAG
Messenger RNA from Closterium sp. NIES-65, 870 nucleotides. NCBI's taxonomy places the organism in Eukaryota, Viridiplantae, Streptophyta, Zygnematophyceae, Desmidiales, Closteriaceae. The record is from the annotation of a GenBank genome assembly.